UGUCGUGGCCGCUGGAAAUUACAUACCUAAUUCAUGAUCAAUUUCAUUUGCACAAUCAAAUUCAUUUCACUUUUCAUACAACUGACGUGGGCCGGGAGUCGUUAUUACAAAGAUCUGCAGUAUGGCUACGUUUCUUUUGCCGGUUCAACUAACGAAAACGAAAUAAUGACAACAUUAAUUUAAGGUUAUUGUGUACUAAUCAAAACAAUAACAAAACUUAAAGUAAAAUUAUUUAUUGUGCUUUUCACUUACAAGCAUAAUAUGACAACGAACUGCGUAUAUUGUAACGAAGAAGAAGAUAAACAACUACAACCGGGCUUAGUAUGCGAGAGCUGUUUCUGUUUCGUGCAUUUAAAAUGUUUGCGCAAUGCUGGAACUCCUGGCGAUUUCGUAUGCGAUGUAUUCUUCGAUUUUACAUGCGAGGAUUGCUCUUCCGAUAAACUUGAAGUCUUUGUCAGGAACAAAUUUCCUUGGGUAAAUGUUAUAUACUUGACUCUAAAUCAUUUAAACUGUCACUCAUACGGGAUCAGUAACAGAGGUUAUUUCCACUACAAAACUCAUAUUUGUUCAUUCAUAGAUAGAAAUUGGCAGGCACUGUUUGGAUCAAAUUCGAAACAGAAAAAAAAUUGGAUUGGCACUAUAGCAGGAGUCUUAUCUAUAUAUAAUAAGCUAGUCUUCAAAUCUGGUUCGGCAGAUCUCGGAGAAAUGGGCUGGUGGAAAUUGCAGCAUAACUUCUCGCCUGCUGUGGCAGCACAUAUAAUUCAGGAGGUUGCUCGAGAUAAGCCACUGGGAAUGUCAAGGAAUCAACUGACACUUGAUAACACCUUUUUUAUCAGCAGGAUCACAAACAUGGGCUACAAAGAUUACAUAAUUGAAGAGAAAGAUUCAGAGAUGAGCGCACCAGCGCCUAAUAAGAAAAGACGCCUGGAGCCACCAGAACCAAGUGUCUCCGACUUCCAGGAGCGAGAUUCUAAUAGCAGGUUGGAUAAUUUAGAAGAAUGCGUCUACGAAGACAGCUACAACAUGGACGCAACUGAGGGCUCCUACCCAGAACUAGAGUUCAAAGAGUUCGACUUCACGCCGACAAGCCAAAUACCGAAUAUGCAGAGUGACACCUCAAGCGUAACCUCCUUCCAGCAUACGCUCUUCUUCUACGACUCUGACUCCCGAAGCGGCUCAGAACAAGAAAAGAAACUGGAAACAAAACCAAAAAAGACAGAAGAGAAACCAGUAAGAAGAGAAUCUCUUUUCUCUACCGAACUCAAUUCAGAGGAUCUGCCGUGGACGACGACUCCUCGCGCGGAGACGAACGUGGUGGAAAUGACUCAAUACGAAGAAGUACAGCUCUUGAAGCAGAUCGAAGGGCUGGUGACUAAAGUAAAGGACUCUGCAAGACGAGCCUCUCUUCACAGGCUGAAGGCAAAACUGACUCUGCGCAGGCUGAAGAGACACAAGCAUUUACCUAUAUUCACUUUUGACAAGACGGUAAAGUUGCUGAGCGGUCACGCCGCUGAGGAUCCGCGGCAGGUCAACAACGUCGAGAGAGUGCUGGACAGGUUCCAGAGAUCGUUCCUUAUGGAUAACCUCUGCGGUACUAUAGCAAGUACAACCCACGGAACCCUCCUGCUGUCGCGCAUGGAAGCCCUGCCCUUCAGGUCUCCGUACUCCGGAGUCACCCUCAAGCCUUACAUAAGACGGGACACCGAAACCUGCACCACCUGGAUGAAGCUAAUGGACGAGCUGCUGAGGAAAACUCACAGGCACAUAAAAGACUACGAGCCACCCGCACGCAUGUCCAUUGACUACUCCUACGUCCGUCCGCAGCACAUCGCUGCAGUCAAUAAUUUAUGUGCCCAAUUCUUCUGGCCCGGGAUAGACUUAACUGAGGCCCUGCAGUACCCAGAGUUCAGCUGCGUAGUGACGUACGGACGCCUGGUCGUGGGCUGUGCCUUCCUGGUGCCGGACGCGGGACAUUCCACCGCGUACAUCUCCUUCGUGCUCACCAGGCCGGAGUGGGGCAGGGCCGGCAUAGCUACAUUCAUGCUGUACCAUCUACUUCAGACUUGCACGGGCCAAGAUAUCACACUGCAUGUGUCACCAACAAAUCCAGCUAUAUUUUUAUAUCAAAAAUUUGGCUUCAAAGUUGAAGAACUUAUACAAGACUUUUAUGAGAAGUACUACGACAUCGAAUACAAGGGAUGCCGGCACGCGCUCUUUCUUCGACUUGUCAGAUAAAUAAAGUAGUACUUUAAAAACCUUUAUUUUAUUUACAAACAAAACCUAAUAGUCUAACUAUCACUUACCUAUUGAACAAACUUCAAAAAUUCAAAAACAAAAGAACUAAACACCUACAUUUCGAUAGAACUUCACGCACAGAUCAGUUGUUUAUUGGUUUACAAUAGAAGAUAGUGAUUUUUUUCUAUUUAGUAAAACCGGUUAAACUAUGUAAUGUUAGGGAUUACUAUUUCAGCAAACGUUUAGAAAAUACAAUAUUUAAAUGCAAAGCCGGUUCUUUUGGUAAGCAGUAUGCGGGAGACCGAAUAGUCGAGAACGUCCUAGACUACACGUUGAAAGAAACUCGGUAUGUUCGAGAAUCGAAACUGGCGCCUGACGGUGCCAUGCGAUACACGAAACUACUUGUGAAACUGCGGCCAGCUCGCAGCCCGCUGCUGAUAAACCGGUAUCUAUUGGGAUGUCAGGUGUAAAAUAAAAUAAGCCUAUUCGUUUUAAUACGUCGCGUCGUUAUAUGUCUUUUUAUUUACGUAGGUAAUCAUUCUACAUACUUAGUUUUGUGCUUGAAGUGUAUAAUUCGGACUGAAAGUAAUUAAGGAAAAGGGCAACUAAUAACUAUCAUACUUAAAUAUGAAUGUUACAAAUUUAAUGUUAUUUUUAAAAACCAAACUAUCGUUUCUGUGCCGUAAUAUACUUUAAUGUUACGUUAUGAGUAUUAAAGUACCUAAUAAAGUUCUGAAAGACAAAAAAAAA
Bombyx mori (domestic silkworm) is the source of this 2985-nucleotide messenger RNA. It is a transcript of the gene Atac2, whose product is annotated as cysteine-rich protein 2-binding protein. The record is from RefSeq and is a predicted model, not a curated record. Gene Ontology annotation, molecular function: acyltransferase activity, transferring groups other than amino-acyl groups. Lineage: Eukaryota; Metazoa; Arthropoda; Insecta; Lepidoptera; Bombycidae. The coding region runs from base 262 to 2235 and encodes 657 amino acids. The transcript has 14 exons.